UAACAGACCAAAAUGCCUUCUCAAAUGGAGCACGCCAUGGAAACCAUGAUGUUCACAUUUCACAAGUUUGCUGGGGAUAAAGGCUACUUAACAAAAGAGGACCUGCGAGUGCUCUUGGAAAAGGAGUUCCCCUGGGAUUUUUUGGAAAAUCAGAAAGAUCCUCUGGCUGUGGACAAAAUAAUGAAGGACCUGGACCAGUGUCGAGAUGGCAGAGUAGGAUUCCAGAGUUUCUUUUCGCUCAUCGCUGGGCUCACCAUCGCCUGCAAUGACUAUUUUGUUGUACACAUGAAGCAGAAGGGGAAGAAAUAGGCAACUGGAGUCAUGAAAUUACUCCUAUCCAUUCCGGAGUCUCCCAAAGGGUCCCUUCAAGAUCAUCUCUACAGUUUCCCUCAUACCAGGAUUUCAUGAGCGGACUCAGAUCUCUAAAACAUGUACAAACUUGGUCCAACUCUGACUUAACCGAAAGAGAAAGAAAACUCUCUAGAAAACCUUUUGAUUUUUGUAUUGCCUCCUCCUACCCUCAAUAAACAAAUUUCUUUUUUAGUUCCUGAUUGGAGACAGAA
Molecule: messenger RNA, 563 nt
Organism: Suncus etruscus (white-toothed pygmy shrew)
Lineage: Eukaryota; Metazoa; Chordata; Mammalia; Eulipotyphla; Soricidae
Gene: S100A10
Product: S100 calcium binding protein A10
Cellular component (GO): cytoplasm
Source: RefSeq, a predicted model, not a curated record